AGCCGCCGCCGGGGGAGACGAGCUCAAGCCCCCGCCCCCGGAGCUCUUCAUGGCGUCUCACCAGCAGACCAGGAUCCAAGCCUACCUGGAGAAGAAUAAGAUCGGUCCCCUUUUCGAGGAGUUGAUGACCAAGCUGAUAACGGAGACACCUGACCAGCCAAUCCCAUUUCUAAUUGAUCAUCUUCAGUCCAAGCAGGGAAACCGUGGUCAGCUUCAGAGGACAUUGUCUGGCUCUGCUGCCCUCUGGGCAGAGAGUGAAACAUCAGAAAAUAAAGGAACAAGAAGAGAUUUUAGAAAUUAUGAUAAGCCUUGGCAGGUAAAUGCAAAAAAGCCUAAAAAGUCAAAGAGUGACCUCGCUGUGUCCAACAUUUCUCCACCAUCACCGGAGUCCAAGUCAUUGCCAAGGUCAAUAGAGCAUCCUAAGUGGGAUUGGAAGACAAAACCGGAGAACCAUGAUUUUGAUGAACUAAAUCAUAUUCUUCAAGAGAGCAAAAAGCUUGGAAAAGCCCUUGAGAAUCUGUCUCGCAGCAUUGCUAUUUCUGAUGAACUCGAUAAGGACACAGCAGGUUUUAACACUCCCCUUCUCAGACCUCGUGUGAUUGGCGAAUGGAUUGGCCGUGAAGAGAAUGAUGCAGACCCUCUGGCUGCUGAGAUGCUGCAGCCACCAAUACCAAGAAAUAAAAAUGAGCAGUGGGACAGCGAGGAUAGCAGCAGUCCUGGAGGAAGCUUAAAAAUGGAGCCAAAGACCAAAGGAUUAAAACAUCAACAGCAGCAACACAAGAAACUGCUGGCUGCCAUGCUUUCUCAGGACUCCUUUGAUUCUGCUCAAAGCACAGCUCCAUCUGUAACCGAAGAAGACAUUGACAAUGAAGAUGAUGCAAUGGAACUACUGGAGGAUCUUGAUGAUCUCAGAAUGGAAGGAGUAACGAGUGUGGUGUCUUCUGGGAGCAAAUUCAAUCAAAGUCGAAGUGCUCAUACGGCUGAGCCUCAAGCAAAGGUCACAUUGAAUAUAUGUGCAAGAUGUGCCAGAUUGCAAGGAGAUAAUUUGGCAGAAAGGCCAGAAGAUGUCUCCAUGGUACCUCAGACAUCUGAGCCAGCAGUGUCAGACUCUGAUGCUCAAGUACCUGGGGUUGAAACAGUCACAGAAGAUAUUAAUGAGUUUCAGAGUGCUUCUCAAGUGGCAUCAUCCUCUCAGACAGUUUGGACCUUGGAUGCCGUGACUGUCAGACCUGGAGGUUCCCCAAGGCAGAAACUCCUAAAGGACUCCUUAGCUGCAAAAGAACUUCAGACCAUGGAAAAACACCUAGCUGACAUUGAGAAGGACCUCGCACUGUGGGAAGAAGCAAGGCUCUCUAGAAGCCCUGGUGUCCAGCAUCCCAGUGCAGUUACAUCUGACCAUCAAGGCACUCUUCAGGCUGCACAGGGCCAAACCCCAAGGCCUCAGGUGCCAACUGCGACAGGGAAGAGCAUUCAGCUCCAAGGAAACAAAUCACCACCGCUGCCCACUAACAGCAGAACACAGGUCUCCAGUGUCACAAGCAGCAGUGCACAGACCAACAGGCCAUCAACGCCAGGGAGCAGACCUAUGACCCCAAAUAGCUUGUUGUCACGGCCUCUCACCCCUAGCAACCAAGGAAAUAGGGAAAGCAGUAUUAGCAUGCAAAGAAGCAGAUCUUUGUCAUCUAAGAGCCAAAUGGGGAGGACCCUCAGUGCUGCUUCAGGGCUUUCUGUGCAAGUGAGUGGAGAUGUUGUUGGAACUGUCACUACUCAGAGAAACAGUUUAUCAGAAGUAAGAUUUUCAAUUUAAUGUUUUUGCUGUGUUUAAUAAUGCGAAUACUUGAUUGCAUUUUAUGUUCAAGUAACGUCA
Ficedula albicollis (Collared flycatcher) is the source of this 1867-nucleotide messenger RNA. It is a transcript of the gene C2H8orf34, whose product is annotated as chromosome 2 open reading frame, human C8orf34. The transcript has 12 exons. The record is from RefSeq and is a predicted model, not a curated record. NCBI's taxonomy places the organism in Eukaryota, Metazoa, Chordata, Aves, Passeriformes, Muscicapidae. Bases 50 to 1807 code for a protein of 585 amino acids.